Molecule: messenger RNA, 1938 nt
Organism: Gregarina niphandrodes
Lineage: Eukaryota; Apicomplexa; Conoidasida; Eugregarinorida; Gregarinidae
Exons: 1
Coding region: 1-1938 (645 amino acids)
Source: RefSeq, a predicted model, not a curated record
AUGACGUGGGCGCCGGUUCCUUCUUGCGUUGAGAGCACAUGGAUUUACGAACUGGAAGUGUGUGUAGGCGCGAAACUGCGCCCACGACAAAGCGACCAGGAUUCGCGACCGAGAUCCGAACACGGAGGGGAAGGCCGUGGAGGGGAAGGCCGAUGUGUGCGGGGUGGGAGCCCCGUACGAGGCGGCACACCUCGGUCUGAUUACCAGCACCGGCGAUCGGAGACGCGUACGGAGAGUGUUGGGAGGCCGGAUAGCGGGAGAUCGGAAGGGGGUAGAUCGGAAGGGAAAUGGGAGUGGACGAUUGACUGUACGGAAGAAGCUAGUUACAAUGUGAGUAAAUACGAAGAGGACUUGGCAUUUGAUCAAAGACGAAAUGGAUUCAGUAUAUUCCUGUGGGACGUGAUUGCCUUCUGGCGUGGGCUGUAUUCAUCUUUGGAGCGCCGUAUGGAGAAAUGGGUACCUCCGAACGAAGACAUGAGUCUGUUGGUUUCUAGCGUAUUAAGACGGGAUCUCGGUCUUGGUUAUGUAGACGCUUUGAUUGGUUUUAUACCGUUGAUGGAAGUGGUGCUGAACGCGUGGCGGCAUGGGAAUCACUGGUCCCGGAUCAAGGCGUUUAAUGACCUGACAGCUGACUCAUCAUCAACGGGCUCAGGAACCAUGAUGCUGCACAUUCCGGCCAAGCUGCGAACUGUGAAGUACAAGUUGAUUGAUCUCAAAAAGGAGUUGAUUUUGUACUACGGCUAUCAGCUACAGUCCACUGAAGACGCGAAUACUUACACGUUCGGCAUAAGCAAUGGAGGUGUGUUGAGCUCGUCUGUUCUUUCUGUGAUGAAGGAGGAACACGAGUUCGUGUACGAAGUUGACGAAGCUUUCGUGCUGAAUACGCCGUACAAUGGGAUCAUUUUUGAAGCACUGAUCGGUACAGAAAUAGAAGCGAAGUACGACGACGUAUUCCCGAAGUUUUACAACAUGUACAUGAGCGCUAUCCAGGAGUACCCACGCAAUCUAUUUGAACGGAAAUACCUGCAUCGAAAACAGCGCAUCGUGUUCAGCUUCAAAGCCCCUGGUCUCUGCCAGUGCGAACAAGGCCGCUGCAACUGUGGCCGCUGCACCGGCCGCGCCCCGGACAAGUUUGGAGCGACCCGGAGAGGUUACGACGACCUCAUUUCGCCGACGUACGACUCGCCGUCUGCUAGGUCCAGAAUCAGUAGUGGUGGUAGUUCCCACAUGAGUGGAUUGUGUGGUCCUUAUUCCGGGAAUGUCCUGACUAGGUUUGCGGUAGAAGUGCAUGCAACUGUGAACCUCCAGCCGUUGCGUAACGAAGGCUUAUGGACACUGUUGCAAGAACUGAAUAAUGAAGGAGGCAUGUUUAUUCUGAGAGCUAAGAAACAGAACAUGUAUAUAUCUUAUCAGCAUAACGGCGGUCCUUUUAUCAACGGAAACACUCAGUGGCGAAAAAGCCGCCGUAUCAACAUCUGGAAGUGUAUUGGGCGAAUCAAGUCCAGACUACAAUUUGAUGACGACUUGGAUGAACCACGACCAAGACCUCCCUGUUCUGGUCGCUACAAAAUUCGAGAUUUACUCGCCACAAAUUACGACCAAAGCCGAGCGUCAUUCCUCAACUUGUUUUGCCGCAAUGAUGACAAUGAAAUUGAACUUCACACCGACGAAGAUGACAACUACCGACUAGAUGAAAUGACCGACGUACACUGCUUACAAAUAGAGCCCGGUACACAAAUACAGGUCAUCAAGAUACCCGCCCCACCCCUGAAUACGAAUCAUACCUACUGUCCGAAGACAACACCCUCGGCUAUCUCCACGACAGACUCCGCAACACCCGAGCAGUGUGUCAUUGCCGACGCCACUUACGCCGAAAUGAAGCAAGCUCAGUGUGUGCAAGCUCAGUGUGUGCAAGCUCAACUAAGAACACAUACUUAG